Messenger RNA from Callithrix jacchus (white-tufted-ear marmoset), 1734 nucleotides. It is a transcript of the gene RNH1, whose product is annotated as ribonuclease/angiogenin inhibitor 1. The record is from RefSeq and is a predicted model, not a curated record. Lineage: Eukaryota; Metazoa; Chordata; Mammalia; Primates; Cebidae. Gene Ontology annotation, molecular function: protein binding.
CGCAUUGAGCCACGCCCACCCGCCGGACACGCCUGCGCCGCUGACUCCUCUGGCGGCUGGAGCUGAGGUCUCAUUCGUCCCGUUCCGCACGAUCGAGAAGGAAGUCGGCCGUCUAGCUCCCGGUCUCCAGGCCUGCGACCGUCCGCCAGCCGUCCCGAGGCUACUCCCGACCUCCGCCAUGAGUGUGGACACGCAGUGCCUGGACAUCCAGUGUGAAGAGCUGAGUGGUAGAUGGGCCAAGCUGCUCCCCCUGCUCCAGCAGUGCCACACGGUCAGGCUGGAUGACUGCAGCCUCACGGAGGCCCACUGUGAGGGCAUCAGCUCUGCACUCCAGGCCAACCCUGUGCUGACGGAGCUCAACCUGCGCAGCAACGGGCUGGGCGAUGCUGGCGUGCACCGCAUCCUCCAGGCCCUGCAGAGCUCCUCCUGCAAGAUCCAGAAGCUGAGCUUCGAGUGCUGCAAACUGACAGUGGACGGCUGCAGGGUCCUGUCUGGCUCACUGCGCUCCCUGCCCACCCUGCAAGAGCUGAACCUCACCUGCAACGCCUUGAAGGAUGCAGGCCUGCAGCUGCUCUGCGAGGGACUCCUGGACCCCCAGUGCCACGUGGAAAAGCUGCAGCUGGAGUUCUGCAGGCUCUCGUCUGCCAGCUGUGAGCCCCUGGCCUCGGUGCUCAGGGCCAAGCCGGACUUCAAGGAGCUCACGGUGGGCAACAACGACUUCGAUGAGGCCGGCAUCCGUGUGCUGUGCCAGGGCCUGAAGGAGUCCCCCUGCCAGCUGGAGACGCUCAAGCUGGAGAGGUGUGGUGUCACCUCGGACAACUGCAGGGACUUGUGCAGCAUCUUGGCCUCCAAGGCCUCCCUGCGGGAGCUGGCCCUGGGCCACAACAACCUGGGCGACAUGGGCAUCGCGGAGCUGUGCCCGGGGCUGCUGCACCCCAGUUCCAGGCUCAGGACCCUAUGGAUCUGGGAGUGUGGCCUCACCGCCAAGAGCUGCGAGGACCUGGGCCGUGUCCUCAGGGCCAAGGACAGCCUGAAGGAGCUCAGCCUGGCUGGCAACAAGCUUGGGGACGAGGGUGCCCAGGUGCUUUGUGAGAGCCUGCUGGAGCCUGGCUGCCAGCUGGAGUCGCUGUGGGUGAAGUACUGCGGCUUGACAGCUGCCUGCUGCUCCCACUUCAGUUCAGUGUUGGCCCAGAAUAAAUUUCUUCUGGAGCUGCAGAUAAGUGAAAACAGGCUGGGAGAUGCAGGUGUGCAGGAGCUGUGCCAGGGCUUGGGCCAGCCUGGCUCUGUGAUGCGGUCACUCUGGCUGGGGGAGUGCGAUGUGACUGACGUUGGCUGCCUCAGCCUCGCCAAGACCCUGUUGGCCAACGACAGCCUGCGCGAGCUGGACCUUAGCAACAACUGCAUGGGGGACGAAGGCAUCCAGAUGCUGCUGGAGAGCCUGCGGCAGCCGUCCUGCCACCUGGAGCAGCUGGUCCUGUACGACAUCUACUGGUCUUUGGAGAUGGACCGCCAGCUGCAGGCCCUGGAGAAGGAGAAGUCAUCCCUGAGGAUCAUCUCCUAAGCCGCUUCCUGCCCGCCAGGCUCCUGAGACCCGCUCUCCCUGGACAGCCUGGCCUCGAGGCACCCCUGGGCUCUCACCCUGCGUUUCCUAGAUUUGAAGAGAAAUGCUCAGAUCAGCUUAUUUCUGCUAGUGUAUUUUGGAUACUUUACAAUCAUUAAAACACUUUCUUGGCA